Durusdinium trenchii is the source of this 1561-nucleotide messenger RNA. Lineage: Eukaryota; Dinophyceae; Suessiales; Symbiodiniaceae. The record is from the annotation of a GenBank genome assembly.
UGGCUUGAGCAAAAAGAGACUCUUCUUUGCCCGCGGGCUGUACCAGCUGUCAUCAUGGAUUCAAUGUUUGCCUUGACUAUGAACGCUCCAUUGUCUUCGCUUUCUCCACGAGCUCCAGUUCUGCGGAUUCGGCUCGAUGAACGGCGGAUUCGGCGGCGGAUUCACCGGAAGCGGUAAUGUGCAACUUGGAACGGAUGAGUCACACAAAGAUGCCGAUGCACCGCCUUGUCGCCCUGCUCCAAGCACUGGGACCGGAAGAGCGGCUCAUGGUCAUUCAAGACAAACUCACACAGGCACAGCGCCUUGCACUUGAGCAGUGGAUGCUCAAAAAGCGUGCUACUGCAGGGUGCAAAGCAAACUUGAAGCCUCAAGGACUCCGCAAGAGGAGGACUCUUCAGAGCAGCCAGGCCAAGCGGCUUGUUGAGCAAGACUGCUGUGAAAGAGGGACCUCUUCUGGGCGCCAUGUGGUGCACCUAGGUCGUGGCUUUUAUGCUCAAGCCAAACUUUCGGUUGCUUCUCAACAGGUAUUGAAGAGCCUGAGAGAAUCUGUUGCCAUGCUUGCAAAAACCUCAGCAUUAUCAAGUGCAUGAUUCUCUGAGGAUCUAAUUUGCUCUUUCAGGCGCUGCCAACAUCAGCAGGCGGUGCCAUUCACCGACGUUCAGUGUCAUUCGCUUUGGACAUCGCUUUGACGCAUUCCUUCAAUUGUGAUCACCCCUAGGGUGGUACUUGGGGUAUCCUGGGAUCUCUCGACCGAAAGGAUGAGACAGAUCCUGUGCAUGAGACAGUGUACUGCUGAUUUGGGGUGGGUGAAUCAGCUUUAGAGGACAUGUUGCUAGGUUCACUGCGCAACACCUGUGCGAUUUGCUUCAUUUGCAGUUCGGCUUCAACAUCCCAUCAACUCUACUGAGCACCAAGUGACCUCACGAGCUCAAGAGGUUUGGACUUCGAAGAUGCCGUGGCAGAUUUUGUCGCCAAGGCUGGAGGCAAUCCUGCAUCACCGUCGCUGCUGCUUUUUCGUUCGCGAAUCACGUUCUCCCGCAGUGUGCGGCUGUCUACACCGCUGAAAGGAGAUCUGGCCGAAGCGCUGAGAGAUUGGCGCACGAUGCGGACGGCCCGUGGCGAAGUUUGCACCAAGCGCAUGGAGGCUCAGGAGCUUGAGGAAAGGUGGAGGAGGACGCAUGCAGCCCUCGCUUCACUUUGGGAACAGCAGCAAAUCAAGCCAGGGCGCAAGCGGAGGCAGGUGCCACAGGAGGGCACUGCUUCAGUGCCUUCCUUGGCUCGAAUUGCAAACGCCAGGGUGAAGCAGCAAGAACAUGCCAGGGAGGAAAUUGAUGGGCUAUUAGCCCAUCAGCCUGCUAAAGGCCGAGAACCUCGGCCUUGGCCGGAAGCGGGUUCAAUUCUAGGCCGGGCUGGCGACCUUCGGCGAGUGAGAGCGGCGGACCGGUGUCGGUCACCGGACACCGGUGCUUGCAAGAGGUCGGAGUCGCUGGCCCAUGGCCCUCGGUGUUUUGGGGCUGACCAGAUGGUGUGACGAGACGGUUUUUGUUGGCUUUGAGGUGCC